Molecule: messenger RNA, 1358 nt
Organism: Durotheca rogersii
Lineage: Eukaryota; Fungi; Ascomycota; Sordariomycetes; Xylariales; Xylariaceae
Exons: 1
Coding region: 378-1148 (256 amino acids)
Source: RefSeq, a predicted model, not a curated record
GAAUGGCCUGGUGAUUCGCCUCUAACUUGCUGAUCAUUGAUUAUACCUGUGCCGUUAGACUGAGAUCGGCUGAGACACUCGCGGACUUUCCCAGCCAACGCUGUCAGGGGCUCCGACGAUCGAGGGAUAACAGACAGAUAGCGCGAGCAAGACCAGUACCAGCCGCGUCUGCUGGUACAUCGUAGCUGGCGCGGUUCCUCCCUACAAAUACCCCCUAAUCCUGUCUCUGGCUGGAGGGCGAAGUCUGUUCUGCAGAUUCGGCAAUCUAGUCACUCUUUCGCAGCAGUCGUUCUUUUUCAACCACCACUCCAAUCGUUCGCCCUAGUAUCGUACUGCCGCUUUUCCGCCAAACCACACACACUCGAUAACCUGCCAAAAUGCAGCAGCGCGCUCUCAUCGCCCUCAUCGCCUUCCUCGCCGCCACGUCCACCGGCGCGCCCCUCAGCCCGACGCCUGGCGUCGGCGCGGUCGCCGGCCCUGUGGGCAAGGAGGUUGCAAAGGCUGGCAGUGGCGUGCCAAAGACAGUGAGCAAGGUGGUGAGCGGCGCCGUGGCGGGGCGGUCCGCGCAGGCGCCGGCCGCCCCGGGCGGGGGAGGCUUCGCGGCCGGCCAGGGCGCGCAGGGAGGCGGCGGCGGGGGCCAGGUGUCGGGCGGGCACGAGGGCGGCGCGCACUGGGACUGGGUGGCGGGGGCGGAGGAAGGGCACCACGGCCACCGCGAGGGCGCGCAGGCGGCGGAGGAGGGCCACCACGCGACCGAGACCGGCUUCCGCGGCCACCACGACGGCACCUUCGGCGCCGACAAGAGCGCCUCCAAGAACGGCGUCGCCCACAACUCGUCCGCCGGCACCAAGAGCGGCGACGCCGCCGGCCACACCCUCAGCGACAGCGCCCGCGCCAAGGCCGCCGCCGCCAUGGAAGCUGACGCCGCCGGCCUCCACCGGGGCGCCGCCGCUCAGGACGCCGGCAGUGACUUCCGCGCCCACGGCCAGGGCUCUGGCGGUGGCCGCCAGGGCUCCCAGGCUCAGUCCCUCGGCGGCUUCCACCAGAACGCCCCUCCGGCGCAGCCCCAGGCACCGCCUCAGGCCCAGGCCCAGCCUAACGCUCACAGGGACCCUCUCUCCGCCCUCCUUGGUGGCGUCCGCGCUUGAAAUACGAACCGUCCGCCUUCUGAUCUGACCCCCUUCACGCCGCUCCCUGCACACGAACCUUGAGUUCUAGCGCCAAACCCGUCGUCCAUAGCUUUUAGGCUUCCUAUACCGCUCGAGGUAAUUCGAAGUUUGGCAGUAUCGGUCACUGGGUUUCGUGGUGGGAAUUCCUCGGUUACUCUAUCUUUAAUUAGUCAACCUCAUCGCUGUCUC